CACUCUCCGUGGUCUCGCUGGUGACGGCGUCUCGUGUGCCUUUGUGUAGACUUCUCCGGUAAGAUGGCUGACCCGAGGCUGAGGCAGAUGAAGAUCAAGACCGGCGUGGUGAAGCGAUUGUCUAAAGAAAAAUGUAUGUAUGAAAAAGAAGCCAAACAACAAGAAGAAAAGGUAGAACGGAUGAAGACUGAAGGAGGAGAUGAAUAUGUGAUUAAAAAACAGAUUGAAGUAUUGCAGGAAUCUCGUAUGAUGGUCCCAGACUGCCAACGCAGGCUAGAAGCAGCAUACACAGAUCUUGUGCAAAUCCUAGAAAAUGAAAAAGAAUUGGAAGAGGCAGAAGAAUACAAGGAUGCCCGUGCCAUGCUGGACUCCGUGAAGUUAGAAGCAUAAAUACUCUCCAAAUUCCCCAUUUUUAUGCCUUGAUAUAAUUCCACUGUCCUAUCUCACAAUUGGGAAACUGAAUGCAAUUCCACAACCUAAAAGUACAGGACAUGUUUAAGAUUCCAGUUCUGUAGCGUCAGGAUCUUGAGAAUAAAUUGCUUUAUAUUCUAAA
This is a messenger RNA of Nanorana parkeri, 553 nucleotides long. RefSeq names its product tubulin folding cofactor A (gene TBCA). Gene Ontology annotation, biological process: tubulin complex assembly; post-chaperonin tubulin folding pathway. The transcript has 4 exons. The coding region runs from base 64 to 390 and encodes 108 amino acids. Gene Ontology annotation, cellular component: microtubule cytoskeleton; cytosol. The record is from RefSeq and is a predicted model, not a curated record. NCBI's taxonomy places the organism in Eukaryota, Metazoa, Chordata, Amphibia, Anura, Dicroglossidae. Gene Ontology annotation, molecular function: beta-tubulin binding.